CUUUGCUCGUAGAUUCUCUGAAGGAUAGAAAAGUCGCAGUUCUCAGUGGGCGUUAGUACCGUCUCUCCGUUAGCGUCCGUAACGUGAUUUAUUCACGUUUAUGUCAGUGUUUGAGUGCGGUUCAGAAGCGACGGAGAUUCUGCAGAACAGAAUAAUAUAAAUUAUCUCCAUAUAGAUCAGCUUUAUUAAUUCAGAUUCUACACAGCUCUACAACAACGUGCAGAACAUGCUUUUGUUCUUUCUAUUCUUAUUGUUAGUGGACGGUGUGUCUGGUGCAGAGACGGAUGAAACCGUGAUGGAGGGAGAUUCUGUCACUCUACACACUGAUAUUACUGAAAUACAAAACGAUGAUACGAUACUGUGGCUGUUUGGACCUAGAGACUCUGUCAUAUCUCAAAUAGCAAGAAAGGCAGAUUUGACUUCAUUUUUUGUCACUGAUGAUGCUGGAUUCAGAGGCAGAUUGCAGGUGGACCAAAAGACUGGAUCUCUGACCAUCAGAAACACCAGAAUCAGACACUCAGGACGAUAUAAACUAACCGUCUCUAGAGAAAAGACUACGACGAAAAUAUUUAAUGUUACUGUCUUUGCGAUGGCUGGUGGGGCGGAUGGAGUGAAGUCAGAGUCAGUGAUGGAGGGAAAGUCUGUCACUCUACAGAAUAAUGUUGAAGUCCAGAGAGAUGAUCUAAUAGUGUGGAGGUUUGGAGAUAAAGGCAUCCUCCUGGCUAAAAUCGAUCUGGAAACUAAAGAGAUCUCAUUAAACGAUGCUGAUGAGAGAUUCAGAGACAGACUGCAGCUGAAUCAGAAUGGCUCUCUGAUUAUCAAGAAGACCAAAACCGAACACACUGGACUUUAUGAGCUACAGAUCCGAGGCCGUGAAAGCGAUCAGCGUUUCCUUCUUUCUGUGACUGCUGUUGCAGGUCCACAUCUGUCUCCAGGUGUUUUAGCAGGGAUUGUUGUUGCUGCUCUGCUUGUGGCGGCAGUUCUGGUUUCUGUUGUGAUUUACUAUCGCCGCAAGAUCUCUAAACUAAAAAAAUAUAUGGAUGCUGAGACAGCGUACGAGGGAGAAUCUUUUACGCUACACACUGGUCUUAAUAAACUACAUAAUGAUGAUGAGAUACAGUGGUAUUAUCAGGAGGAUAAGAAUGAUAAUCUUUUAGCUCAUAGCCAAGGAAAGAGCAAUAAUAAUUUCCUGGAGGGUGCUGAUGGGAGAUUCAGAGACAAACUGAAAUGGGGUGAGAAUGGAGAUCUCAUCAUCACAGACAUCAGAACCAUUCACUCUGGACUCUAUAUACUAAAGAUCAACGGCAAGAGAAGAAACAAACGCAAGAAAAUCACUGUUUCUGUGGAAGGUGAGUUUAUCAAGUCCUGA
Molecule: messenger RNA, 1369 nt
Organism: Ctenopharyngodon idella (grass carp)
Lineage: Eukaryota; Metazoa; Chordata; Actinopteri; Cypriniformes; Xenocyprididae
Exons: 5
Coding region: 227-1369 (380 amino acids)
Source: RefSeq, a predicted model, not a curated record